This is a messenger RNA of Penicillium alfredii, 3105 nucleotides long. RefSeq names its product E1 ubiquitin-activating protein ubaA (gene ubaA). Gene Ontology annotation, molecular function: SUMO activating enzyme activity. NCBI's taxonomy places the organism in Eukaryota, Fungi, Ascomycota, Eurotiomycetes, Eurotiales, Aspergillaceae. Gene Ontology annotation, cellular component: SUMO activating enzyme complex; cytoplasm. Gene Ontology annotation, biological process: protein sumoylation. The coding region runs from base 1 to 3105 and encodes 1034 amino acids. The transcript has 5 exons. The record is from RefSeq and is a predicted model, not a curated record.
AUGACGGACGUCAAGAUGCAGGUGGAUAACCCACAGGAGACUGUGGAGAUGAUCAAGCAUGGGGAGAUCGACGAAUCUUUGUACAGCCGACAAUUAUACGUGCUCGGUCAUGAGGCUAUGAAGCGCAUGGGCUCGUCCAGCGUGCUGGUGGUGGGCCUCAAAGGCCUGGGUGUGGAAAUUGCCAAGAACAUUGCCCUCGCCGGUGUCAAGUCCCUCACGCUGCAUGAUCCGGCCCCCGUCGCUAUUUCGGACCUCUCCUCCCAGUUCUUUCUCCAGCCACAAGAUGUCGGAAAGCCACGCGCCGAGGUCACCGCCCCGAGAGUGGCCGAGUUGAACUCCUACGUUCCGGUGACAAUCCAUGAGGGCAGGAACCUUGCGGAUGAUCUAGAGCAGCUCAAGCGCUACCAGGCGGUAGUCUUGACGCUGACGCCGUUGAAGGAGCAGCUGGCCAUAGCCGACUUUUGCCACAAGAAUGGAAUCUAUGUUACGAUUGCGGAUACGUUUGGUCUCUUUGGUUACAUUUUCAACGACUUCGGCAAGAACUUCACGGUCGGGGAUCCCACGGGCGAGGAGCCGGUCAGCGGGAUUGUCGCCCAUAUCAACGAGGAGGGCUUGGUGUCAGCGCUCGAUGAGACCCGCCACGGACUGGAUGAUGGAGACUUUGUCACCUUCACCGAAAUCAAGGGUAUGGACGGUUUGAACAACAGCGCUCCCCGCAAAGUUACGGUCAAGGGUCCCUACACUUUCACCAUUGGAGAUGUUUCUGGCCUGGGCACCUACCAGGGCGGUGGGAUCUUCUCGCAAGUCAAGAUGCCCAAGUUUAUUGACUUUCAGCCGCUGGGGGAGCAGCUGAAGAAGCCAGAGCUGCUGAUUUCCGAUUUUGCCAAGUUCGACCGCCCCCAGCAAUUGCACAUUGGUGUCCAGGCUCUCCACAAGUUUGCCGAGGCUCAUGGUCGCCAGCUGCCUCGCCCACACAACGACAGCGAUGCGCAAGAAGUUCUGAAGAUUGCCACUGAUCUUGCUACGGCAGGAGAGGAGAAGACGGAACUGGAUGAGAAGGUUAUCAAGGAGCUGAGCUACCAGGCCCGGGGUGACUUGAAUCCGCUGGCGUCCUUCUUCGGAGGCAUUGCUGCCCAGGAAGUCUUGAAGGCGGUUUCCGGAAAGUUCAACCCUGUGCACCAGUGGAUGUACUUUGAUUCGCUGGAGUCUCUGCCUACUUCGGUCACACGAUCCGAAGAAUCCUGCAAGCCUCUUGGUACCCGUUACGAUGGACAGAUUGCCGUGUUCGGUAAAGAGUACCAGGACAAGCUCGCCAAUGUUCGUCAAUUCCUGGUCGGUGCUGGCGCGAUCGGAUGCGAGACUCUUAAGAACUGGGCUAUGAUGGGUCUCGGCACAGGUCCUAAGGGAAAGAUCUACGUCACGGAUAUGGACCAGAUUGAAAAGAGCAACCUGAACCGUCAAUUCCUCUUCCGCACCAAGGAUGUGGGCAGACUCAAGAGUGAAUGUGCCUCUGCCGCUGUCCAGGCUAUGAACCCUGAGCUUAACGACAAGAUCGUGACUCUGCGUGACCGAGUCGGGCCCGACACUGAGCAUAUCUUUAAUGAGGAGUUCUGGAACGGCCUGGACGGGGUUACUAACGCGCUGGAUAACGUCGAUGCGCGGACGUAUGUGGACCGCCGCUGCGUCUUCUUCCGCAAAUCGCUCCUAGAGAGUGGCACUCUCGGAACCAAGGGCAACACCCAGGUUGUCCUUCCCUUCGUCACCGAGUCCUACUCCAGCUCUCAAGACCCCCCGGAAAAGUCGUUCCCUAUGUGUACUUUGAAGAGUUUCCCCAACCGCAUCGAGCACACCAUUGCCUGGGCAAGAGACGUAUUCCAGACCUACUUCGUUGGCCCACCGGAGGCAGUCAAUCUAUAUCUCUCUCAGCCUGACUACAUCGAUCAGACGCUCAAGCAAGCGGGCAAUGAGAAGCAGACCUUGGAACACCUGCGGGAUUUCUUGGUCACUGACAAGCCCCUGACAUUUGACGACUGCAUCGUAUGGGGUCGCCAGCAAUUCGAGGCACAGUACAAUAAUGCCAUCCAGCAACUGCUCUAUAACUUCCCUCGUGACUCGAAGACGUCCUCGGGACAGCCAUUCUGGUCUGGACCAAAGCGUGCCCCAACGCCGUUGAAGUUUGAUAGCAUCAACCCGACUCAUCUCGGGUUUGUCAUCGCUGCCGCCAACCUCCACGCCUUUAACUACGGUAUUAAAAACCCCGGCAUCGACAAGGGCUACUACCGCAAGGUUGUGGAUGACAUGAUCAUUCCCGAGUUCACACCGAGCUCCAGCGUCAAGAUUCAAGCCGACGACAAUGAGCCUGACCCCAACGCCCAAACUUCCGGAGCUGCGCUCAACGAUAACGAAGAGAUUCAACGACUUGUCGAGGCUCUUCCCUCGCCCAAGUCUCUCGCUGGCUUCCGCUUGCAGCCCGUGGAGUUUGAGAAGGAUGAUGACACCAACUAUCACAUCGACUUCAUCACGGCGGCCAGCAACCUCCGCGCUGACAACUACGAGAUCCCUCAAGCUGAUCGACACAAGACCAAGUUUAUUGCUGGCAAGAUCAUCCCGGCCAUUGCCACUGCCACCGCUCUGGUCACUGGUCUGGUCGCUCUGGAGCUGUUCAAGGUCGUCGAUGGGAAGGACGACAUCGAGCAAUACAAGAACGGCUUUAUCAACCUUGCGCUUCCUUUCUUUGGGUUCAGUGAGCCGAUCCAAAGCCCCAAGGGCAAUUACCAAGGCAAGCAAGGCGAGGUCACUAUUGAUCGACUCUGGGACCGGUUUGAGGUCGACGACAUUCCCCUCCAGGAGUUCCUGGACUACUUUGCGGAGAAAGGCUUGGAUAUUACGAUGGUCAGCUCAGGGGUUAGCUUGUUGUACGCAAGCUUCUACCCUCCGUCGAAGGUCAAGGACCGUCUUCCUCUGCCGAUGAGCAAGCUCGUCGAGCACGUCAGCAAGAAGCCAGUCCCUGAGCACCAAAAGAAUAUCAUCUUUGAGGUGACUGCUGAGGACCAAACGGAGGAGGAUGUGGAGGUUCCGUACGUGAUGGUCAAGCUAUCGAAGUAA